AUGAAGCUGCCGCCACAUCGACCGGGUGUGGAUCAUGAAGUCAACCUGCAGCCUGACAAGAACGGCAACGAGCCACCCCUUCCAGGAUUCAUCCGAGCGAGUAGCUCAGCGGCUGCCGCGCCGGUGCUGUUCCGCGACCGAUACCCACUGCCCCUCAUCGCGGAGACCCUGCAGAAUCUGGCCAAGGCUAAGUGGUUCACCAAGUUGGACGUGGUGGCCGCUUUCCAUAAGAUCCGCAUGGCUCCGGGACAUGAGGAAAGACUGCAUUUCGCACGAGACCCAGCGAAGUGCGAGUUUUCGGUACAAGAGGUCAAAUACCUUGGGUUCAUCGUCAACGCAGGAAAGGAAUCGCCUGCGACCCCGAAAGCAGCGCGCCAUCCGCGAAUGGGAGGCCCGACCACGGUGAAGGGUGUCAGAAGCUUUCUGGGCUUCGCCAACUAUUACCGGAUCUUCAUCCCCGACUAUGCCAAGAUCACGCAGUCUCUGGAUGCCCUGCUUAAGAAAGGAACUGCCUUUCAUUGGGGACGAGCGGAGAACGAGGCGUUUCAGGAGCUGAAGCGACGAUUUUGCGAGUCACCGGUGCUCAAGCAGUGGGACCCGAGCCUCCCGACCUUUUUGGAGACGGAUUGCUCAGGCUACGCAUUGGGAGGCGUCCUGUCGCAGGAAGGCCCAGAUGGACGUCGACACGCAUGCGCCUUCUUCUCGAAGCGACUUUCGCCAGCGGAGUACAACUAUCCCAUUCACGACAAGGAGAUGCUUGCCAUCAUGAGAUGUCUCGACAACUGGAACGCCGAACUUAGGAGCUGCGGCCCAUUUACAAUCCUUACCGAUCACCGCAACCUGGAGUAUUUCGCGACACGCCAGAAGCUCACGGAACGGCAGAGCCGUUGGGCAGCCGAAUUGUCCCAGUUCGACUUCAAGCUCGAGUAUCGACCGGGAAGCGAGGCUGUCGUGCCUGAUGCGUUGUCCCGCCGUGAACAAGACAAGCCACAGGGCAUUGACGACGAGCGGGAACAAGGAAGAAUGAUACAGUUGAUACCGGAUAGUGCCAUUCCAUCAUCGACAAGAGCAUGUAUCAACGCGAUGAGUUCUGACUGUUCAGAGGCAUCCACCCUGCCGAAGAUGAAGGUCUUCGAGGUAGCGGACCUGCAGCAACUCUGGGACGAAACGGUGGCGAAGGACUCGAUAUUCCGGGCAGCCUAUAAGGCAGUCCGCGAUCGCGAGCGUGCCUUCCCGCCCUCGCUGGGCCUGAAGAUCCAGAUUUCAGAAUGUGCGAUCGACGCAGGCAAAGGCUGA
Messenger RNA from Hirsutella rhossiliensis, 1296 nucleotides. Its product is annotated as pro-pol protein. The coding region runs from base 1 to 1296 and encodes 431 amino acids. Lineage: Eukaryota; Fungi; Ascomycota; Sordariomycetes; Hypocreales; Ophiocordycipitaceae. The transcript is spliced from 4 exons. The record is from RefSeq and is a predicted model, not a curated record.